Messenger RNA from Epinephelus fuscoguttatus (brown-marbled grouper), 947 nucleotides. RefSeq names its product olfactory receptor 10J4-like. Gene Ontology annotation, biological process: G protein-coupled receptor signaling pathway. Gene Ontology annotation, molecular function: olfactory receptor activity; G protein-coupled receptor activity. The transcript has 4 exons. NCBI's taxonomy places the organism in Eukaryota, Metazoa, Chordata, Actinopteri, Perciformes, Serranidae. Gene Ontology annotation, cellular component: membrane. Bases 1 to 897 code for a protein of 298 amino acids. The record is from RefSeq and is a predicted model, not a curated record.
AUGAUAGUUUUUGUCUUCCUGCUUCUGGGUUACAUCAUCAUCCUGGGAGGAAACAGCAUGAUCAUCUUUGUGGUGCUGACUGAUUCAAAGCUCAACUCUCCCAUGUAUUUCUUCCUCUCCAACCUCUCCUUCGUGGACAUCCUCUUCACCACCACCACCAUCCCCAAAAUGCUGUCGGGCCUCCUGACAGACAUGAAUACCAUUUCCGUCCCAGGCUGCUUCCUCCAGAUGCAUUUCUUCGUUCAGCUAGGUGUAACUGACUGUGCCAUCCUGACUGUCAUGGCGUACGACCGCUACGUGGCCAUCUGCAACCCUCUGCGCUACACGGCGGUCAUGACUCGGCCCGUCCGGCUGCUCCUUAUCGCAGGAGCCUGGAGCCUUGGCUUCUCCAUGCUAGCAGCUACCUCCAUGACCUGGCAGCGGCUUUACUGCGGCCCCAGUGUGGUGAGGAAUGGCUGGUGUGACCUGUCUUCUGUACGGCAGCUGGUGUGUGGUAACACCACCAUAGAUAACAUCGUGUCCAUUUCCUUCGCCAUACUGGCGCUACUGACCACAGGAGUCCUCAUCCUCACCUCCUACAUCCUGAUUGGUGUUUCCAUAUCGAGGAUGGGUGUCGCUCAAAGGCUAAAGGCCUUCAGGACGUGUGCUGCUCACCUGACUGUGGUGUCCAUCUCUUACAGCUCGGCCUCGUUUGUGUUCAUCUCCUACAGGGUGGGAAAGUUUUCACCUGAGGACCGUAUCAUUGUGUCUGUGCUGUUCUCCGCUCUGACUCCUUUCCUAAACCCGAUGAUCUACAGUCUGAGGAACAAGGAGCUGCGAGAGUCCAUCAGGAGGACUCUGAGCAGGUUCAGAUCUGCUGCUGUGUUACCCACAAAGGACGUCAACACAGUGUUCUGACUGGGAGAGGAAAGCUGCCGCUCUGCUCACCACACACCCACAAACUGGAG